AUGGCUGACAUUACCUCUCCUCCUCCAAAGCACUGGGCUGUUCUAAUCGGAAUAGACUUCUACAAGAGUGGUGAUCAUCUUAACGGAUGUGUCAAUGACGUGACGGCAAUAAAGCAUCACCUGGAAUCAGGGCCUAAUCCAACAGAUAUCUCAGUUCUUACUGCAACGACACCUUCCACUUCGACCCCUCUCGGCCCAUUAGAGCAUCCAGACUGUUUACCAACAAAAGAGAAUGUGGUUAAGAAGCUAAAGGGAGUUCUGGAUUAUGCGACACCGGGUGACUUUGUAUACAUUCACUACUCAGGACACGGUACCAAAAUUGAAACCCAGCUUGACCUCCGAAUUGAAAAACAUCUUGCUCUCGUCCUCUUUGAUGACAACAAUCAUGGUAUAUACUAUUUGCGGGGCACAGCGCUAGCCAAUAUUCUCGACAAAUUCGUAAAGAAGGGGCUCUUAGUUACACUCGGUCUUGACUGCUGCUUCUCAGGCAGUGUACUACGAACCGACGACAUUCGUGGUACAGCUAUUCGGUCUAUUGAUUAUGACCCAUCUACCGAGGACCCGGUCUCAGGAGAACAUUAUGCGAACCUCAUGGAUAUAUGCAACUCCGAUACCGCCUUUCGCGACUCAACUUUGCUUUCAGAUCGAUGGAUUAAGAACCCAGAGGGUUAUACAAUCCUCUCCGCAUGUGGUCCACAGGAACUCGCACAUGAACUGAAAAUGAUUGAUACUGGGCGACGGAGAGGAGCUCUCAGUUAUUUUCUAAUAGAAGCGUUAUGCGCUUUACGAACGCAUAGGAUAGAAAUAACUAGCGAAUCUCUAUAUGAGCAGUUACGUGUGAACUUUCGCGCGUCUUGGCCGCAGCAAACCCCGAUGCGCUACGGAAACAGGAAGCUAUCCUUUUUCGGGAGACCCAUCACUGAACCGAAUGUGCCUACUAUUCAUGCCUAUUUUAGAAAGGGUAUCCUGUACCUAGAUGCAGGAGAGGCGCAUGGCGUCCAUGCUGGGUAUCAAUAUGCUCUGUAUCCACUUGAUUCAAUAGAGGAUGUUACUAGUCAGCCCGAAGAGACAUCAAUUAUAGCUCAAGUCAGAACGGUCAAUGCGCUGGUAUCGACUUUAGAGCCAUCUACGACUUUACAGAAGGUCCAGACAGGUUGGAAAGCAAAGCUAAUUACGUCUGUCUUGCAUCGAGCAACCCCUAUACGGCUUUUAUCAAGUGUCUACAGUCAGAUCCAACGCAAUAAGGCUUUGGAACACCAAUACAUGCAUAUUUGCGCUUCGGAUGAUGAUACCGAGGCGUGCAUGUUUAAUGUUUUGCUUAACGAUCGGAAGGAAUUUGAGAUCCUGAAUGGAUCGCUCCAAAAGAUUCACAAUCUACCAACAAUUCCUCUAAGUACACAAGGAUCUGAGCAUAAACUCAUGAAUAUUCUGGAGCAUAUUGCACAGUUCAAAUAUGCUGAAGCAAUUGGAAAUAAAAUGCCUAACUCUUCUUUCGAACACUCGUUUUCACUUCGUUCAUAUGUUGGCACAAACGAGAAAAGUAGGUCAAGCGUCCUUCAGGUUCAGCAUGGCGGCAACUGGCAUCUCGUGAUUGAAAAUCGCAGCCAGGCACCCUUGUACUUGGCAAUUUUCGACUUCACCCCAUCCUGGAAGAUCGAGAACAUAUUAUCGGCUGCGGGUGACGGUGGAUUCUUGGUGAUAGAUGGUGGAAAGACAAAGGACUUGCCAAUUGACAUGGAAAUUCCCGGAUUCCUCCUCAGUCAAGGUAGAAAGAGCUGCGAGGAGGUGCUGAAAGUCUUCCUUACAACUAAACCAACAAAUUUUCCAUCCAUGAUCUUAUCUGAAAUUCCUCUUGAUUCUGCGUUUUACCGUGGACAAGUUUACGAGUCUCAUGACACGUUAUCGGCGUUUAUUGAAAGACUAACAACCACCUUUCGGGGCCAAGAUCCUGGACAAGAGGCAUGGACAACUCAGAACUUUAUUAUAACCACUACUAAAGAAUGA
Molecule: messenger RNA, 2004 nt
Organism: Daldinia childiae
Lineage: Eukaryota; Fungi; Ascomycota; Sordariomycetes; Xylariales; Hypoxylaceae
Product: Metacaspase-1
Exons: 1
Coding region: 1-2004 (667 amino acids)
Biological process (GO): proteolysis
Molecular function (GO): cysteine-type endopeptidase activity
Source: RefSeq, a predicted model, not a curated record